Molecule: messenger RNA, 3570 nt
Organism: Pipistrellus nathusii (Nathusius's pipistrelle)
Lineage: Eukaryota; Metazoa; Chordata; Mammalia; Chiroptera; Vespertilionidae
Source: the annotation of a GenBank genome assembly
AUGGGCGUGAAUCCGGAGCCGGCCGCGGGCGCCCCGGAGGACUCGCCGGAGGACGGCGCCCCGGCCCGCGGCGGCACCUUCGAGGCGUUCGGCGACAGCGCGGAGACGCGCGCGCUGCUGGGCCGCCUGCCCGAGCUGCUGGGGGACCGCGCGGCGCGGGAGAGCGCCCUGCAGCGCUUCCGGGUGAUAAUGGACAAGUACCAGCAGCAGCCUCACCUGUUGGACCCACACCUUGAAUGGAUGAUGAACUUGUUGUUGGAAACAGUGCAAGAUAAGACAUCUCCAGCUGACCUCGUUCAUCUGGCUUUUAAAUUUCUUUAUAUCAUCACCAAGGUUCGAGGAUAUAAGACAUUUCUUCGUUUAUUUCCUCAUGAAGUAGCUGAUGUGCAGCCUGUUUUAGACAUGUUUACAAAUCAGAACCCAAAGGACCAUGAAACUUGGGAGACCCGUUACAUGCUUCUACUGUGGCUCUCUAUGACCUGCCUGAUCCCUUUCGAUUUUACACGCCUUGAUGGGAACCUUCACACCCAACCAGGGCAAACACGAAUGUCCAUAACCGACCGUAUCCUCCAAAUAGCACAGUCCUACUUGGUGGUCAGUGACAAGGCGCGAGAUGCGGCUGCCGUCCUUGUGUCCAAGUUUAUCACACGGCCUGAUGUCAAACAGAAGAUGGCAGAUUUCCUGGACUGGAGCCUGUGCACUUUGGCCCGUUCCUCCUUCCAGACCAUCGAGGGCGUCAUCACCAUGGACGGGAUGCUGCAGGCCCUGGCACAAAUAUUUAAGCAUGGAAAACGUGAUGACUGUUUACCCUAUGCUGCCACUGUUCUCAAGUGCCUGGAUGGCUGCAGGAUCCCUGACAGCAACCAGACCCUGCUCCGGAAGCUCAGGGUGAAGCUGGUGCAGCGGCUGGGCCUGACCUUUCUGAAGCCCAGGGUGGCAAAGUGGAGGUACCAGCGUGGCUGCCGUUCCUUGGCUGCUAACCUGCAGGCCAGCACCGAGAGCCAGAAGGAGGCCCGGACACAUGUCGAGACUCCUGACAGCGAGGAGGGCUAUGACGUCCCCGAGGAGGUGGAGAGCGUGAUUGAGCAGCUGCUGGUCGGGCUGAAGGACAAAGACACGGUCGUGCGGUGGUCUGCGGCCAAAGGGAUUGGCAGGGUGGCCGGAAGGCUUCCCCAGGAGCUGGCGGAUGAUGUGGUGGGGUCGGUGCUGGACUGUUUCAGUUUCCAGGAGACGGACAACGCCUGGCAUGGUGGAUGUCUGGCGCUGGCAGAACUGGGCAGGAGGGGCCUGCUGCUCCCUCCCCGACUCCCGGAUGUGGUUCCUGUGAUCCUGAGGGCACUGACCUACGAGGAGAAGCGGGGUGCCUGCAGUGUGGGUGACAACGUCAGGGACGCCGCCUGCUAUGUGUGCUGGGCCUUCGCACGUGCCUACGAGCCUCAGGAGCUGAAGCCCUUCGUGGCCGAGAUUUCAAGCGCGCUGGUCAUUGCCACGGUGUUCGACCGGAACGUGAACUGCAGGAGGGCCGCCUCUGCUGCUUUCCAGGAGAAUGUGGGAAGACAGGGCACUUUCCCUCACGGAAUUGACAUUUUGACCACUGCUGACUAUUUUGCUGUUGGUAACAGAUCUAACUGUUUCCUAGUUAUAAGCAUGUUCAUUGCCGGCUUCCCCGAGUACACACGGCCGAUGAUAGACCACCUGCUCACCAUGAAGAUCAGCCACUGGGAUGGGGUCAUUAGAGAGCUGUCAGCAAAGGCGCUGCACAACCUGGUCCAGCAGGCACCCGAGUACAGUGCUGCUCAGGUUUUCCCACGCCUGCUGUCGAUGACACGGAGUACGGACCUGCACACGCGGCAUGGGGCCGUGCUCACCUGUGCAGAGGUCGCCCACAGCCUCUACAGACUGGCCGUGCAGGAGGACAGGCCGGUAGCAGACUACCUGGACGAGACGGUGGUGCAGGGCCUGAAGCAGAUUCACCAGCAGCUUCACGAUCGACAGUUAUACAGGGGCCUCGGAGGAGAGCUCAUGCGACAAGCAGUGUGCGUUCUGAUAGAAAACCUGUCCCUUUCCAAGAUGCCCUUCAGGGGCGACGCUGUCAUCGAUGGCUGGCAGUGGCUGAUAAGUGACACCUUGCGAAACCUCCACCACGUGUCCAGUCACUCCAGGCAGCAGAUCAAGGAAGCGGCUGUCUCGGCCCUGGCUGCUCUCUGCAGCGAGUACUACACGGAGGAGCCCAGGAAGGCGGAGGGGCUGGUGGACGCGUACCUCGCCGAGCUGCAGAGCCCCGAGGAGAUGACGCGCUGCGGCUUCGCCAUGGCCCUGGGCGCCCUCCCCGGCUUCCUGCUGAGAGGCAGGCUCCAGCAGGUUCUGGCGGGGUUGAGAGCCGUCACCCUCUGCUCGGAGGAUGUGAGCUUCGCGGAAUCCCGGCGGGAUGCCGUGAAGGCCAUCGCCAGGAUUUGCCAAACUGUCGGUGUGAGAGCAGAAGGGACCCCGGACGAGGUCGUGUGCAAAGGGAAUGUGUCCCAGAUUUACUGCACGCUGCUGGACUGUCUGCGCGACUACACCACCGACAGCCGCGGGGACGUGGGCGCAUGGGUCCGAGAGGCCGCCAUGACCAGUCUGAUGGACCUGACACUUCUUCUGGGGAGAGACCAGCCAGAGCUGAUCGAGGCUCCCACCUGCCAGCGGGUCAUGUGCUGCCUGGCCCAGCAGGCCAGCGAGAAGAUAGACCACUUCCGUGCGCACGCUGCCCACGUGUUCAUGACGCUGCUGCACUCGGCUGGCCCAGCUGGUCCCACCGUGCCCCAUGUACCCCACCGGGCCGAGCUGGAGCAGCUCUUCCCCAGGUCCGAGGCCGCCUCUGUCAACUGGACCGCGCCAUCCCAGGCCUUCCCUCGCAUCACCCAGCUGCUGGGGCUGCCUGCCUACCGCUACCACGUGCUGCUGGGGCUGGCCGUGUCCGUGGGUGGCCUCACCGAGUCCACGGUCAGGCACUCCACCCAGAGUCUGUUCGUGCACAUGAAGGGCAUUCAGAGCGACCGGCAGGCCCUGGAGAGCUUCAGUGGGACCCUCCUGCAGGUCUUUGAGGACAACCUGCUGAACGACAGGGUGUCCGUGCCGCUGCUCAAGAUGCUGGACCAGAUGCUGGCCAACGGCUGCUUCGACGUCUUCACCGCCGAGGAGGACCACCCCUUUUGUGUGAAACUGCUGGAGCUUUGUAAGGCGGAAACCAGCAAGUCCAAGGACGUCCAGAAGCUGCGGUCCAGCAUCGCUGUGUUCUGUGGGAUGGCGCAGUUCCCCGGCGGCGUGCGGAGGAAGGUCCUGCUGCAGCUGCUGCUCCUGCUCUGCCACCCGUUCCCCGUGAUCCGCAAGACGACAGCGAGCCAGGUGUACGAAAUGCUGCUCACCUACAGCGGCGUGGUGGGCGCCGACGUCCUGGACGAGGUCAUGGCUGUGCUCAGCGACACCGCCUGGGACUUGGAGCUCCUGCUCGUAAGAGGCCAUCGGAACCGCCUGUGUGACCUCCUCGGGGUGCCCAGACCCCAGCUGGUCCCUAAGCCUGCUGUCAGCUGA